CAGAGAGAAGCAAUUGACUGCAACAUACUUCUGGGGUCUCCUGGCAACAGUCCUGACGCAGAAAUCUCUUGUCUGCUCCCAGUGUGAGAGACGACCACAACGAUCAGUGAAGGUAGGUGCAGGGGCACAGUCAGCAUCACACACACACACACACACACACACAGUCCCUGGGCAUUCAGGUGCAGUAACCUGCGACGUGAGCAGUGAUCAGUUGCAUCUCUUACUACUUCACCAGGACAGCGUUGCAACUAAACCCAGGUUGCAAGUCACAGUCACAACAAUACAUUAUGGCUGACUGGCUUGGGCCAAAACUUGAGGUUUUCGAAGAUCGACGGGAUGUUCCAGAGAGUCCGAGCGACGAUCAUCUACGGAGUCUGAAGGCACUCACCCAGAAACUGAGGCUUGAAACCAGAAGACCUUCCUACGUAGAGUGGAAAGCAAAACUCGAAGGGAAAGAUUGGAAAAGCUCAAAGCCAUCAGGAGACCAAGAGCUCCCAGACAUAAAGAAACCCACUGAGGAGAUCAGCAAGUUUAAAAGAACACAAACGCACAUCAAUGGCAGUUCAGUUAUAGAUGGCAGCUUGACCUCCGGAAAAUUCAGUGGCUUUGAAAAUAUCGACGAGGCUCUGAACUGGCUCAGGAAAGAACUGACAGAAAUGCGGUUGCAGGACCAGCAGCUGGCAAGACAAUUGAUGCGCCUUCGCAGCGAGAUAAACAAGCUGAAGAUAGAGCAGGCCUGCCACUUACACCAGAGGAUGCUCAAUGAUGCCACCUAUGAGCUGGAGGAGCGGGAUGAACUCUCAGACUUAUUCUGUGACUUCCCAGUCACCAAUGCCUUCAAGUUGUCUGCGCCGCUCAAACUGAUCGGUGUAACAAAAAUGAAUAUCAAUUCCAGGAGGUUUUCCUUGUGUUAAAACACCAAUAGCAUAGUCAAAGUCAUAAGAGUGAAAAAUGUAUUGUUCCAUAAUGAUCACAUAUGAAAGGUUGUAGUGCCACCCUAUGGUCUCUUCAUUCGGACACCGUAUUCAUUUUUAAAAAUUGUAUUUUAAAUUGCCUUUCCCCCUCUUGAGAAACUUACCUGAACAUGCAAGAGCUGUGAGUGAGUGUUGGCGUGUUACUGGGAGCAGCACAACCAUGCCUGAUCUUGGCUUCCACUAACACAUAUACCAUCACAACUUUCAGACUGCACAAUAGCAAUCAUGAGAAACUCCUGGUUGUUUUAUCCCUUUCUUUGCUCAGAAGUGCUAAGGGUGUCUGUAGGCUUUCCCGGUGCCUCAGCUGUGAUCAACUAACACAGCACAGACCUAGGUUCAAACCAUUGAGUCACUGGGGACUCUGAUUAAUCAAUUUUUAAGCCUAUUGGCACUUUGGUUUCUCAGUAAGACUGUGAGGCCAUCAAAUGUUUAGAGAGGAGAGAAAUGUGUUGCUUAAAAAGUACCACCAAAUAAAUUGAUUUCAAAAUAAACUGGCUAAAAAUGUCCAGUACUGUCGGAAAAUCUAAUUUGGAAUUCAGAAAUUGCUCAAUUACAACUUCGAUACACUUCUAUCUGUGGUGAUUUCCUUUCCCAGCGAUUAUCAAACUAUCUGAUGAGGUUAGAACCAGACUUGUGAAACAACAACAACAAAAUUACAUUUGUGUAGCGACUUUCACAUCGGGAGGACGUCCCAAGGCUCUGGAGGAAUGGGAUGAACUCUCGGACUUAUUCUGUGACUUCCCAGUCACCAAUGCCUUCAAGUUGUCUGCCCCGCUCAAUCUGUUCGGUGCUACGACAGUACUACAACAACAACUACAACAAAAGAACUGGGUAAAUUAUCCAGGCAGCUUGUGUCCAUGUCUAGUAACAUCCUGAUCUGAUUGAUCCUCACAAUUGAAGUCUCUGUCUAACAAAAAGCAAGUUUUUGUUCAAUAAUGGACAGAUGGUUCUUGAUGUAUUCAAACUGUUCAUUGUAAUGGCAGCCUGAAUGCAAGGUAUGCAUUACAAGCUGGUGCCACUACAUAGAAUAGAGCUUUCGAUUAAUACUCAAGUUGCAAAUAAAACGGACAGGUGAAAUGUUUAACAAGAAUGCAAGAAUGUUAAAGGUUAAUGAAGACUAAAAAAAGCCUUGGUAAUCGUAGACUGGUUUCGUUCAACUGCUUGAGAGAGAUAGAGCCAAGUAAUAAAGUGAACUAUUAGCUUUUAAAACUGGUAGAGACUAUUGUGUUUAUGCUAGUAGGUAUUAAAUACGGAGGUGUUGUCAUGCGCUUUGAAAACCAGGAAUAGGUUUUCAUUAAGUAAUUCAUUUAAUUUCACUACACAAGCGAUCCCCAUUAAAAGUGAUGGACUCCAUUUAUUUGCUGCACUAUCAGGGGAGUACAGUACUGCACACCCUUGAAUGUAUUUCCUCAUGAAGUAAAAUUAGAGGGACACAAACAAAACUUGGCUGGAGGCAUUUUCCUUUUAAAGUGCUAAUCCCAUCCACGAGGUUAUUACCACAGUGAUCUAGUAACCAGAGCAUUGACUCUGAACAAUGUCCAAACUUGUUAGGCAACUGUAUUUCCCACUCUGAAGAAAGAUCUUCAAUGCAUAGAAAUAUUUGAUGUUUUGUUGUGGAUUGCCUAUAUAAAAAUGCUAAGAAUACUUUGAAUGUUGACAUGAAUGAAGCUACAUGCAAAAUUAAUUGUGCAGGUUUAAAGUAAUAGUUGGCAGAAUUAACGCAAAACAGGAAAACCUCCAAAAGAUACUUGACUGGAUCCAGUAGUAGCAUCCAAUAAGUGACAUAACUAUAGUACACUAAGCCAAGAUACACUGCUGGUAAUGUACCAAGGGUGACAUGAAUGCUGAUGUUCAUUGGGAACAUCUUAGUGCCAGAUUGAAAGUUUUUUUGUUUGCAACUGAAAAUAUAUAAAAUGCCUGGGGGAUGUUGAAACAUCUGGACCUUGUGCAUUGUACCUGCUUUUAAUUCUUUGGGGUUUGGGGCCAAAUAAGGAACAACCUGAUGUAAUGCCCAUUCAAGAGUAAGAAAGUUUGUAAAUUGGUUGAUAAAUCUCCAGACUAAUUGUCAGUGAGUCCCACCCAGCAAAUAUAAUUUUCCUCAGUUGCAAUUGCUUUGUUGUGCCAGGUUCAAAAUUAAUUAAAAAAAACAUUUUGAA
Molecule: messenger RNA, 3130 nt
Organism: Callorhinchus milii (elephant shark)
Lineage: Eukaryota; Metazoa; Chordata; Chondrichthyes; Chimaeriformes; Callorhinchidae
Product: protein FAM167A
Exons: 3
Coding region: 288-914 (208 amino acids)
Source: RefSeq, a predicted model, not a curated record